Messenger RNA from Cucurbita moschata (crookneck pumpkin), 551 nucleotides. RefSeq names its product protein PELPK1-like. The transcript has a single exon. Bases 37 to 471 code for a protein of 144 amino acids. NCBI's taxonomy places the organism in Eukaryota, Viridiplantae, Streptophyta, Magnoliopsida, Cucurbitales, Cucurbitaceae. The record is from RefSeq and is a predicted model, not a curated record.
UAUAACCCCGCUUAUUAUUACAAAAUUUGAAAUUCAAUGGCUACUUACUUUUCGACUUUUGCAUCUUCUCUCAUAUUAAGUGUUUUUAUGUUGACGAGCUUCGAUUGUUUUGUCACGGUGGUGAGUGCGAGACAUCUUUUGGAGAUGCCACUACCUAAAGUGUUUGAAGAGCUUCUGAAGCCUGAACUACCCAGUUUGUCAAAGCCUGAGCUUCCUCCGUUGCCAAAGGUUGAGUUACCUCCUUUGGAAACGCCUGAAGUGCCUGAAUUUUCGAAACCUGAGCUCCCAAAAUUACCUCAAUUGCCUAAAUUUGACGUACCCGAAGUACCAGAAUUGCCUAAUGUGCCUAAACCUGAACUCCCUAAGUUGCCGGAAUUGACACCUCUCCCAAAGCCUGUUUUGCCUACCCUUCCAAAGGACAUUCCUAUUCCUUCAUUCAACCCACCACAUACAUCUACCAUCAAACCUUGAAUACCAUAUUCAACUUUGGUUUACAAGAGUUGAACUAAACAUACAUUCCUAUACGAUUGGAAAUUAUAUAUUUUUUUCUC